This is a messenger RNA of Raphanus sativus (radish), 5055 nucleotides long. RefSeq lists its product as uncharacterized. Gene Ontology annotation, molecular function: catalytic activity. The coding region runs from base 1 to 5055 and encodes 1684 amino acids. NCBI's taxonomy places the organism in Eukaryota, Viridiplantae, Streptophyta, Magnoliopsida, Brassicales, Brassicaceae. The record is from RefSeq and is a predicted model, not a curated record. The transcript is spliced from 7 exons.
AUGUGGUUUCUAUAUAUAAAUGAUGCCUCUGAAAGAGGAGUUCUCGUUCAUUCCUCACAAACUCCUCUCUCUCUCUCUAAGAUAGCUCCUAGGCGGAAACCUGCAACAGCUACUAAUUAUAAGCUGUUUGGUGAUGGUGCCGGAACAUCUUCUUCCGGCGGUCCAUCAUCUUUCGAGGCAGUUCCUGACUCUCAGACAUCUCAGAGAGUUUAUAGCCCUCCUCCUCCUGCACCUCAUAUACCCUCCCAGAUGCCUCCACCUCCUCCACCAGCAGCUCCACCUCCGCCUGCUCUAGAGGGAGCUGCUCAUCCAGAUUUGUGGGUGCCUCCUUCUGCACAAUACACAAGAUAUACAGUGAAGGAUUUGCUUGCCCAGCCUAGACGGGAGAUUGGGGCCAACAACCGUGUUUCCAAAAGCGUUUCAGAGAUGAUCAAGGGAUAUUACGAUGGGGCCUAUCCGAACUGGAGCAUGACUCCAAAUCACGUCAAGAUGACUUGGUUUAAAUGUUCUGCAUGGCACUGGUCAUUAGAAAUCACCGAGAGGGUGAAGAAGGAGUUCCAGGCAAAAGCGAAGACCCGCCUUUGCAACAAGGUCUCAGAUUGGAAGGACAAUUGGGAGAUCUACGGUUAUGGAAGCCCACUGAGGUCACAAAGGAGUAUUUCUUCUUCCUCCGAAGAUGCUCCUCCCCUUCCACCGUUCCCCCCAGACCCUCCUGAUCCCAAAUCCCAACUUUCGCCUCAUCUUUUCCCUCCCUUAGACUCCACUCCCCCGCCCAUCCGUUCUGAAAAACGUAGAUCCCACCUCGCCAACUCCCCAAAUGACACUACUAUGACUCAAGCUCUUGAUUCAUCCCCUGCUGUGGCCAAUGCUGUAACUACUACUCAGUUUGGUACUCUUGCAGAAAUUGAAUCUAUCACUACUGUUCCUGCUACAGGAAACCCUAAACCCCUUACUUCUCAACAAGCAACUACCUCUUCUAAUCCGUUGGAAAAGCAGAACAUUUCUCUUCCUGACCCUCAAAUAACCAUCUUUAAGAUUAUCCAACCAAACCAUAACAGUCCUGUUCUGUCCAAUCCAGCUUCUAGCAACCAUAUCCUUCCUGCUAACCCUACUAUUCCUCUCAUUCCUACUCCUACAUUAAAUACUACCUCCACCUAUGCUCCUCACCCUCCCGCUCCCCUUCCAGUGACAAACCCUACCUUAGCUGAUACUCUUCGUCUCAAAGGUGAUAAGACCCUACAAAAGCUUGCGCCUGUCACUAUCUCUGAUACCGGUCGCCCUCGUGUUCUUAUACCUGACUCUGUCUUUGAGAAGGGUGCUGAGCUUCACCGUGAUUUUAUCAUCUGCUACUUCAACGGCCGCCCUCCUCCGUUUAAAAAGAUUCAGGGCGUUCUCAGUCAUAUGUGGGGGAAAGGCAGAAGGCUUGAAAUGCAUAACAAUCCCCUGCAACGUUCUGUCCUCGUUAGAAUACCGAGUGAUUACCUAAGGCAAAAAAUCUUAGAUAAAAACAUUUGGUAUGUAGGAGACUCUAUGUUUCAUACCGCGCAGUGGUCGUCAGUGCACUCCUCAGCUACUCCACCUCUUAAAUCCAUCAAGAUCUGGGCACAUCUCACCGGAGUCCCACUUGACCUACGUUAUAAACAAGGUCUUAGCUUGGUGGCCGGUUUAAUAGGAGAACCUAAGGAAACUGAUGAUUUUACUCUAAAUCUUGUGAGUCUUACUCUGUCUCAUGUCAAGGUGGAGGUGGACCUCACCAAGUCUCUCCCUAAUGUGGUUGAAUUUCAGCGACAUAGUGGUGAAAUAGUAGAGGUUGUAGUUGAAUAUCCUUGGCUGCCUCCAACUUGUUCUCAUUGCCAGGAGCUUGGUCAUGUCAUAAGGAAUUGCUUGCUUUACACUCCUCCUAAGGACGCCCCUCCAAUCGCGAAAGUACCUGUUGCCAAGGAAAAGCAAAAAAUGUCAGAUUCUGUGAGGAAGACCCCUUCUCAAAAGGCAAAAUCAAAACAAUAUGUGCCAAAGUCAACCAUUCCUCCCAUCUCUGCGGUUCAAAUCCCUCCCUCCCCACAAUCCCUCUCUGACGAGGACGGACGAAUAGUUCUUAUUUGGAAGGAUCCAGCUAAAGUCACAGUAAUCUCUCAAUCAAGGCAAAUGAUUACAUGUGAGCUACAGCUUCCUAACUGCCAACCUAUCAUCUACUCUGCUAUCUAUGCGUCUAAUUUGAGUGAAGAAAGGACAGACCUUUGGGUAGAGCUUCUAAAUCAGCACUCUGCUCUUGCGCUUGACACUAAGCCUUGGAUGAUUGGUGGUGACUUUAAUCAAAUCCUCCGCCACUACGAGCAUUCUUCGUUCUGUCACAUGAGACAUUCUUCCCAAAUGUUUCAGUUUCGUGAUAGCCUGCUGCAGCUGGGAGUCUUUGAUCUCCGUUACUAUGGACCUGUUCAUACAUGGACAAACAAAUGUGAUACUGCUCCUGUUGCAAAGAAGCUUGAUAGAUGCUUGAUCAAUAGUGAAUGCCUCACCUCUUUCCCAAAUGCUACUGCAAACUUCUUACCCCCAGCCCCCUCAGACCACACCCCCUGCCUCAUAGACCUUGCUUUUCACCUUCCCAAAGCCGGAACCCAACCCUUCCGUUUCCUAAACUACUUAACCAAGCACCCGAGCUUCUUGGAGGUUGUCAUAAAUGCAUGGUUGCUCGCCGGAAACGUGUCUGCCAACCUAGCGUCUCUGUGUUGGAAGUUGAAAAACAUUAAAACAUCUCUCAAAACACUAAAUAAAGAAAAUUUCUCUUCUAUUCAACAGAGAGUUAGUGAAUCUUACCGUUUGUUACAACUUGCGCAGGUACAGGCUCUUGCAGAUCCUACACCACUCACUUUUGCUGAAGAACAAGACCUAAACCUGAAGUGGCAGUUUCUGAGACAGAUAGAGGAAUGUUUCUUUUUGCAGAAGUCUAGAAUAAAUUGGCUAAGAGAGGGGGAUCUGAAAACAACUUACUUUCACCGCGUUUGUCAAGUGCGUGCUAGUUUCAAUGCUAUCCGCUCUUUCCUUCUUCUGUCUGGAGUAACUAUCACGGAUCCGCUUCAGAUGAGUGCUCAUGCCAUCUCUCACUUUCAAGCAGUCCUGGGUCCUGCUCAGCUUCCCCUCCUUUGGUACACUCCAACCGAAUGGUUCUGCUCCCUCACACCGUUCAGAUGUAGUCAGCAACAGACGAACUCCUUCCUCUUGAUGCCUUCUGCGGAUGAGAUCACUAAGCUUAUGUUUUCACUGAACCCCAAUAAGGCGCCGGGACCUGACGGACUCACCUCUAAGUUCUUCACGGCUUCAUGGUCACUGUUGGGAUCAGAGUGCAUCAACUCCCUGCAAGAAUUCUUCAACUCAGGAUUCCUGCCAAAGACAACGAACUCAACAAUUCUCUCUUUGGUUCUGAAAUUCACUGGUGCAUCUAAGAUUACUGACUACAGACCUAUCUCCUGCUUAAACACACUCUACAAAGUCAUUUCACGUCUACUAGUGAGGCGUCUUAAGCCUAUUCUACACCAACUCAUUCUACCUAAUCAAACGGCUUUUGUCGAAGGCAGGCUACUAGUGGAGAAUACGGUUUUAGCUAGUGAACUGGUGAAUGGUUACCACAGGAACACGAGGAGUAAGAAGAUUACCGUCAAGGUAGACAUUGCUAAAGCCUUUGAUACUCUCUCUUGGGAGUUCCUCUUUGCGGCACUGGAAAGCUUGCACCUGCCUGUUCCUUUCCUCCGUCUCCUCAAAGCUUGCAUCUGCACUACAACGUUCAUGGUUGGUUACAACGGUACAGUGAGUGGUUUCUUUAAAGGCAGGAGAGGAUUGAGGCAAGGAGAUCCAUUAUCUCCUUACCUAUUUGUGAUUGUGAUGAACUACUUGUCUCUCAUGUUAGACAAAGAAGCGAGGUCAGGGAAUGUAACUUACCAUCAUCAUUGUGCCAAGACGAGGUUGACUCAUCUUUCAUUUGCGGACGAUCUCCUCAUUUUCAUCGAUGGAUCCUUGGAGUCUGUUCAGAGGGUACUACAGAUCCUGCAUGAGUUUGAAAAAAGAUCAGGUCUAGCGGUAAGCUUACAGAAAUCAAGCUUCUUCGCGUCUGGACUGCCGGAUCAAGAAAUAUCGGCCAUUCAAGUCUCAACAGGAAUGCCUUGUGGAAGUUUACCUAUGCGGUAUCUGGGGGUCCCCUUGUGUACAAAGAAGCUGAACCUCCAGAAUUGUGAGUCUCUGCUUCAGCAAAUAAAGCAGCGUCUAUCUUCCUGGUCAGUUAAGGCUCUCUCAUUUGCAGGUCGACUUCUACUGAUAAAAACUGUCAUAUCUGGUGUUUCAACUUUCUGGUGCUCCAGUUUUAUCCUGCCAAAGGGUGAGUUGGGAGACGGUCACACUUACCAAAGAUCAGGGAGGACUCGGUGUAAAAGACCUCCACAGUUGGAACCUGACGUGUAUCCUCAAGCUCAUUUGGAUGCUCUUCUUUCGUCCCAACUCGGUCUGGGUCUGUUGGUUCAAAGAGGUAAUUUAAGAGGAGACUUAUCAAACUACUGGACGGUAAGAACAAGUCUUGCUUACUCAUGGCUGGUUAACAAGAUGAUUAAGGUCAGAGACGUUAUUUACCCUCUGCUUCGCCGAAGGGUUGGUAAUGGUGAGAGCACACGGUUUUGGUUUGAUAACUGGACACCAAUGGGGGAGCUUCACACCUUCUUGAAUGCAACAACUUCGCGCUUGGGAAUCCCAUUGUCAGCCACGGUUGCCUCUCUUCAUACUGCUGGAUACUGGAACCUCCCACCUGCAAGAUCAGAGAAUCAACUAGCGCUUCAGGUCCACUUAACAACGCUUCUGCUAACUGAUGGAGAAGACUCUUAUGAUUGGGAAAUAGAAGGAAGGUUAUCUUUGAAGUACAGAACUGGUGAAGUAUACAAUUACCUACAAGGAAAUCAGCCAGUUGUCCCUUGGGCAAAAAUUGUCUGGUUCUCUUUCGGUAUCCCUCGCCAUAGCUUCCUCACUUGGUUAGUACUGCUUAACCGCUGCCCUACAAGAGACAGAUUAAACAGCUGA